Sphaerodactylus townsendi is the source of this 7121-nucleotide messenger RNA. It is a transcript of the gene AAMP, whose product is annotated as angio associated migratory cell protein. The record is from RefSeq and is a predicted model, not a curated record. NCBI's taxonomy places the organism in Eukaryota, Metazoa, Chordata, Lepidosauria, Squamata, Sphaerodactylidae. Gene Ontology annotation, cellular component: cytosol. Bases 163 to 1464 code for a protein of 433 amino acids. Gene Ontology annotation, molecular function: protein binding. The transcript is spliced from 11 exons.
AAACGACAGAAUGAGGAAGGCUGUUUUGACGGCUCCUAUAGGACAGUCUUAUUAAAACCCCUUCGAUGAUUGGCGGUAGCGCCUCUGACUUCCUUUAUCAGAGGAGCGAGUGAUUGGCAAGAUCGCUGUAAGCGCGUGUGGCGCUGGUGAGUGGGAACUGCCAUGGCGGAGUCUGGAGAUGGGACGGAUUCGGAGACUGUCCCGGAGGGUUCGGCUGCUCUGUUGCUCCUGGCAGGCGGAGACGGAGAUGCCGAAGAGCUCGUGGAGGUGGUGGACCUGGAGUCAGGACCUGAUGAUCUGGCCAAUGAGAUAGAAGAUGUGGAUUUGGAAGAAGAAGAGGUUGCUUCUUGGGAGACUGAGGAGGAAGAUGAGGGGGUGGAGGAAGGCAUGGAGGCUCAGGAUGAUAGUGAGGUCACAUUUUCAAAGCACACAGCUUCUGUUUUUUGUGUCAGAAUUGAUCCCAAGACCAACACAUUGGCAGUGACAGGUGGAGAAGAUGACAAGGCCUAUGUAUGGUGCCUCAGUGAUGGUGAGCUCCUCUUUGAAUGCUCAGGUCACAAAGACUCUGUCACUUGUGCUGGUUUCAGCCAUGACUCCACAUUCGUGGCCACAGGUGAUAUGAGUGGACUGAUCAAAGUAUGGCGGGUGGACACCAAAGAGGAGAUCUGGUCUUUUGAAGUGGGUGACUUAGAGUGGAUGGAAUGGCACCCUCAGGCCCACGUCCUCCUAGCUGGCACAGCUGAUGGCAACUCUUGGAUGUGGAAGAUCCCUAGCGGAGAGUGCAAGACAUUUCAAGGGCCAAACUGUCCAGCCACUUGUGGACACGUCCUCCCUGACGGGAAGAGAGCUGUGGUUGGUUACGAAGAUGGGACUGUGCGCUUCUGGGAUCUGAAGCAAGGGAGCUCACUGCAUGUCUUAAAAGGUCAGGAUGGGCACCAGGGCCCUUUGACUUGUGUGGCCAGCAAUAAGGAUGGCAGCCUAGUCCUGACUGGCUCUGUUGACUGCCACACCAAGUUAGUGAACUCUGCAACUGGCAAGGUUGUCUUUGUGUUCAAAGGAGAGAGCAUUGUCCCAAAGCCUUCGGCGGGUGAAACUGAAGAAGUUGAAAUCAACUCGGUUGAGUCUCUGGGCUUCUGCAACAUAAUGCCAUUAGCAGCUGUUGGCUACUUGGAUGGAACCUUGGAUAUUUAUGACCUCGCCACUCAGACCCUGAGACACAAGUGUCAACAUGAGUCAGGGAUUGUGCAACUCCUGUGGGAAGAGAACUCGCCUGUAGUCUACACCUGCAGCCUGGACGGUGCUGUGUACCUCUGGGAUGCGCGUUCAGGCAAGCUGAUCAGCGAGUAUCGAGGCCACUCAGCUGAAAUCCUGGACUUUGCUUUGAACAAAGAUGCUUCCAUUGUGGUCACCACUUCUGGGGAUCACCAGGCCAAGGUGUUCUGUGUGCAGCGCCCUGACCGCUAACAGUGCUUCGGUCGGGCUGUGGUUGGACUGUGAAGAAAUAGACACACCCAUGUGGAUGCUGGCGGCUGCACUCCUGGGGCUGCACUAGGGUGGGCGGGGUUUGUGUAAUCACAUCUAAGGGGGCAUUUAACCUUUUGAGGAUAAAUCUUUGCCACCCUAUUCCCUGAUGGUUCCAGGCCUGCUUUCUGGAGUUUUGUACUUUUAAAAUGUAUAAGUUAUUCUGCAGGCCUGAAGCUUUGUGCAGCCAUAAAACGCCCUGGGCAAAUGUUGUCUGAUACAGGGCUGGAUCACUAACUCCAUUCAAUGUGACAGUUGCAGGGAAGUUGUGCCUGUGCUAAAUAGCAGGUAGACGCAUACAAAUCUUUUUCAGGUUCAGUCAGGGGUCUCUAUGUGUAUACUAGGAUUUUGCAGUCCUUUUAAUUGGAGGAAUUGCCCUGGAUUCUUCAGCCCAUAGACUGUGUCUGGUGGAUUGCUUUGCAGCCAUUGAAAUGACAUAAAUGCCCUCCCCUUCUUGAAAACCUUUGUCCUAAGAAUUGGUUCAAGAAAAUUAUUGGAUUGGGGAGUAAAAGUUCUGUUUUGUGCCCAAGUUCUGGUGCAUCAUCCUAGGAAAAUUGGUUAUGAGUGGUUGAAUAUAUCAGCCAGGGCUGGGUGUUAGAUUAACCCCUCCCCCUAAUACACCGUAAUGCAAUAAAAAGCUACCAACUUCACUUGGGUGUUUUGGAGCUGUUUGACUUUACUGAUGGCUUGCCUCUGCUUGGGAAGCUUGCUGAUAAGGGGGUGGGGGUGGGGAAGGCAGGCAGAGCACAGCGGAAGUAGCCCUUCACCCUCUUUCAGCUGGUUUCUCUGUCUUCCUAAAAGUUUCAGUAUGCAGUACUUAAUGGUGGUGGUUUUACUGUGUAGGAAAUCUUAUCAUAUGAGCAGCCAAAAACAUGAAUAUAGGGGCAGCUGUUCUAUAUGGUCUGUUCUGCGUGGCAUUUGACACUGUGAUGGGACUGGGUAGUUACAAGAAGCUACUUGGAGACUGGGAGUUCUGCAGUCAUUGGACAGAAGGUUAGGUGGGUGUUGCGCCAGCUUUGCUUUCCCAGCACAGUUCAUGCUGAGGGCAAAGCAAGAGUCACUUCCUGGCUGUGUGUCACCGGAUGACAAAUCUACCUACUGAAGCACACUGAACUUUCAUAAAACCUGUAGAAUGGAAUGCUGUGACUAAGUGCAUUUAUAUGCCUUUUUUCAACAACAUAAACAAGGCAGCCAGCCGACAACUUAAAAUACAGAAAAUAGUGAAGAUAUCUACAUGUUAAAAUCUGUGUGAAACUGGGAAGGUGGGGUAGAAUUAGCUUCCAGUGGUUUUCGGUACUAAACAGUCCCUUGGAUCAGAGUCUUUAAAAAAAUAAAAACCCUACUCCAAUAUGAAAUAUACUUCUGCCUCAGCUACCUAGUCAAAAGAUUUCCAGACACUUCUUGAGCAUUUUCUUACUUUUGGUUUAGUGAUUGUGUUGUUGCAGCAUCUCUUGAGAUACUGGCCCGAUCAUAUAGGGAUGCUUUCUUAACCUCUGAAGUAGCUCAGGUGUUCAGGCAGUGUAAUACCACUCUAAGAGACCUUAGUGAUCAGAAACGUUAUGUGGCCGUGACUUCAGUGACUGGCGUCUAACAAGCAAAGCUUUGACUUGUGAAAACUUAUACCCUGGAGAUCUUGUCAAUCAUUAAGGGGCUAUGGAAUCCAAAUCUCACUCUCCUACUGCAGACCAACAUGGCUUAUGCACCAGAAACUGUGUUUUGUGAGUGCCACUUCAAAAUUCAAAUUCAUUUCUGUUGUCUGAUAAAAUGAUCAUACCCACAAGAACAACAUUGAUCAUUUAACUGUUCAAUCCCCCUGUUUCUGAUCUCUCAAAACUUGCAUCCUGAAAAUCUAAAUGCUAAAAGUUUAUGGAAUUUUGGGUUGGAUUUGGCCUGCUUUCCACUCGGUUUUUCUCAGUUCUCUUUAUUACAGUCCAUUCCCCCCUCCCAGCCCAUAUAGCAUUUGUUCAUGUAGGUUUCAACAUCAGCAACAUAGUCUUUUUAGUAGUUAAUGGGGGUUCUCUCCUCCCAUUUUCACCAGUGAGAAAUGUAGUUAGAUCCAACCCAGUGCCAAGAACUCUCCAAAGGCACCAAGCAGCAUUGAUUUGAUUGCAGCAUUGUAAAAACAGUAUGAAGAUCUGACAGCAGCCCUACACUUAGGGUUGCCAUCUCUGAAGAUUUUGAUGUGGAGCUCAAGGAGGGGAGAGCAGGGUGAGUGACUUAAAUGAAGUAUAACGUCAUAGAAUCUAUUUUCAAAACUAGCCAUUUUCUGUAAGUGAGCUGAUCUCUGUUGCCUGGAGAUGUAAUAGCAGGAGAUUUCCAGCAGCAACCUAGCGGUUGGGAACCCUACCGGUAUUUACCGGAAGAUAUGCUUCUGCUUCCUUUAUCUGAUAACUCAGAGUGAAGCAACAUCAUCUUUUCAUGAAAGUAUUUGUGUCCAUGGAAAGUUUCACGAGCGAAUGCCUGAAACCUUAGACUUGAAAACUUCUGCACUGUAAUUAAGUCAAUCCUCUCUCCUUCAUGGCUGCACUGACUAUUAUUAUUUAAUUUUUCCAUUAAUAACUAAUAGAAACAUCUAUAUAAGAUCACAUGAAAUAAUAAUAACAGAUCUAAACUUGAUUACAAUUCUGGAAACUUAAACAGCAUAAUUAUACAAAUAAUGUUCUGUAAAAACAAGAUAACCAAUGGGAAGAUAAUAAUUUUAAAACGUUUGUAAUUAAUUACUAUUAUUACUAUUAUAAAUAUUUUCUUAUUUGAUAUAAUGUUCCACUCAAUUUUAGAAUCUUUCCUAACACAAUUAUUUCAUUACUGAGCCUAUGCAAACAGUUUAUUGUUUAGACAUAAUACAUUAACAAUAUGCUGCAUCAGUUAUUACUUUUUCAUUCAUGAAUAAUAUGAGAAAUACGUUUUCCAUUUGUCUUGGAAUUCUUGAUUAUCGAAUAAGGCCUCUUAUUCACGUAACUCACGAUUGUAGCCAUUACUGCAUACUCUCUUGAUUUAUAUUCCCGAUUCUCUAAGAUAUGGCUUUCAUGGCUGGCUUAACUCUUGAUGGAUUUGUGCCUGGAUCAGAGACCACACUGAACCUCUCCAGUUACAUUUUGCAACUGUUUCAGUUCCAGUUUUGGAUUUCCAGUUAAAGGCCAACCCUUUCCCAGCAUGUUUUAUCAUUGUUUACAAAUCUGUCGUUUGCAUUCCAGGGAGAAAAUAAAUUUUGACUUUGAUGGUAUCCAAUUAUAACAUGCAUUGUGAAACAAAAAUUUAAUAUUGGAGCCAAUUCUAAAAGUCCCUGGGAUCAUAUACAAUCAAACCAUCAUUUAAAAGAAAUGACAUUGGUGGGGUUUUGCUUCAUGAGCCUUAAAGGAUACUUCUUGCAGAGUCAGUAAGAUUACUAGUAAUCCUAUUGCACACACACAGUAAUAAGACUACUCUCAUUGGUAGAUCAUGGAUGAUGAUACAUUAUUUUGGAUCACAAAUAUCUUAUGGACUUUUUAUACUUCUUUACAAACUUGCAGUUGCACAGUUGGUGCUUUUCCAUACCUUUGCUGAUGUGAAGCAUCUAAGAUAGUGUAAAAGUGUAUCUCUUACUUCACCUCAAGCAUCCCAGAUGCCUCAGAGUCUACCAGUUGAGGGAACUUUCCAGCAGAGUGGAAAACAUCUCACGAGUGCUUUAAAACAUCUCUUCCAUCUGAGGAAAUGUUAGGAUCCAAAAGAAUCCUGGCCACAAUAUGAACCACACACACAUACAUCUCCAGGAAAUGUCUGAGAGGAAUCCAACAGUAGACACAGUAGACAGAAAUAUCUGCUGGAGGAGGGAGGUAUUGGACUUCUGUCACAGCAGCAAUGCUGUGGCUGACCUUAUUUGUGAAGAUUCAUAAUGAAAGCAUCAAACCAAUGCUUAAGAACUGCUUUUGAGAACUAAGGGGCUGGCAAGAGCAUAGGGUCCAGCCCCGACUGUCACAAUGGGGAGGCAGACUGGUGCACUGAGGAACUUAAUGAAAAGAAUGGAAUACAUUGUGCAUCAUGACCAUCUGGGUCAUCUCUGUUGAUACCUCUCCCCACUGGGUCAGGCCAGCAUUAGGAACGUCUCUUUUUGGACCCCACUUUCCCUAGGAUUACAGCCAGGUGGGGCCUGGAGUUAUCCAAGAAUUACAAUGAUUUCCAAACUAUAGAGAUCAGUUCAUCUUUGGGUUGUAACCUCUGAGUAGGGAAACCCUGGAGUCUGAGGAGAAUGAAGUUUAUAGAUGAGAGGGAGGUCAGUAGGAAUGCGAUGCCAUAGAGUUAUCCACCCUCUGAAAUUGCCUUUUUCUUCUGAGGAAGUUGGUCUAAGUGGUUUGGAGAGUCGAUUGUACCUGUAAACAGACAAGCCCUUGGAGAAAAUGGCAGAUUUGAAGGACCAACUCUCCCUUCCUCAGGCACUGCCCCAAAUCUCCAAGGAUCCCCCAAGCUGAAGCUGACAGCCCUCCUCUUAUAUUUUCCUUACAACAAUCAUGUGAAUUAAUCUGAGUUACUGGACUGGUACAAGGCCACACACACACAUAUUUCGAGUCUAACUGUCCAAAAAAUACUUAUUUUAGAGUUUUUACACAGGACAAUUGUACGCUUGCUAUCCAGUUUAAAGCUGGAUGGAGUUGAGAGAAGGUGCAAAGGACCAUGAGGGCGUUCCCUACAUUUGUUUUUCAGAUCGCAGAAAUGUCACCAUCCCAGGAGAAUCCAGGCUUUGGUUUUUGCCUCCCAGCUGACAGGACUGGUUGUCUUCCUUUAUUUUAAGCAAUAAAAGAUCCACAUCAGGUAUCUGAAUGCUUUUGGCAAGGCAACUGCCAUUUCCUGAGAGCUUCUAAAAAGAACAGAACAGAGCUGGACGCCGAGAACUUUGUUAUAUCUUCUCUCAGACAGGCUCUUAGUUUAAUGAGUAAUUGUUUAGGAGAUUACCAGAGGGAUGCUAAAAAUCGUUGGCUUUCCUGUGGUUGUUCAAAUUAGCAUUUAAAUGUUCAGAGGCAAUAAGCACCAUCUUUAUCCAACUGAAAGAGCAAAAAAUGUUCUACCCUUUAAAAUUCUAUCAGUUUGUUACACAAACAGGAAAGAAAUGAGUUAGUGCAUAUGUUUUUUGUUAUGAGAUAGUACUGGUAUGUUUUUGUUAUUUGCCCGCACAUUAGGCAGUGCUGCCUUUUAACAGAAAUAUUCCUUGAAGGAGAAGUUAAUGGGUACAUGAAUAUAUUAAUGGAAGAGACAGUAUCCUUACCAUGAAACGUAGGGGUUUAUCUCAGUUCCACCAGACCUGUAAGAUGGAGCAGUUCCAUGAGGGAUAUGUCUGAGGGCAGCAACGGUUCUUUAUCAAUUUUAGCUGACCUCCUUUUCCUCUCUCCUCCCUUUUCCAUUGUCCCCUUUCUUUGGUUUCCCUGUUUCAUUAUAGAUACGUGGAAAAUGUACUUAGGUAGUUCUUCCCUUUGCUGAAUACCAUCUAAGGGUGGCAUAGUUUAGCCUUGUAUUGAUUUUGUUGGCUGUACUGGGUUUAUUAGAAAUGUUGUUGUAGGCUACUGCGACCCUGUUGCAACAGGGGAGAGUGGGCUAGAAAUGAAAUAAAUAAAUAAAUUCUUUUAUCACUG